Messenger RNA from Ostreococcus tauri, 1251 nucleotides. RefSeq names its product K Homology domain, type 1. Gene Ontology annotation, molecular function: mRNA binding; protein binding. Lineage: Eukaryota; Viridiplantae; Chlorophyta; Mamiellophyceae; Mamiellales; Bathycoccaceae. Bases 1 to 1251 code for a protein of 416 amino acids. Gene Ontology annotation, cellular component: nucleus; cytoplasm. The transcript has a single exon. Gene Ontology annotation, biological process: regulation of gene expression. The record is from RefSeq and is a predicted model, not a curated record.
AUGGCGUCGACCGCGACCGCGGACGACGCGCGAGCGACCGACGGGGCGACGACCGAGGCGACGAUCGCGAUGAAACGACAUCGCGCCACCGACGACGACGACGGGACGAAACGACGCCGCGCGGACGCGGACGACGACGCCGUGCACGCGGUGACCGCGGACGACGCCGGUGCGACCGUGAACGAGGCGUCGGCGCGACCGCGCGCGGGCGUGGACGGUGAGAGGAGAGAUGAUGACGACGACGGCGACGCGGACGGCGGCGGCGACGGCGACGUGACGGACGCGCGGACGAACGACGACGACGACGACGCCGUGACGCUUCGAGCGGCCGUGGGUGAGGACCCGGCGGUGACCGCGGCGAGGAACGCGGCGAGACGGGGACCGAGCGCGGAGGACGUGGAAGCCGCGCGCGCGAACGCGGAGCGCGAACGUUUGGAACUCGAACGGGAGAAUGAAAUCGUGACGCGAUCGUUGGAAUGUCCGCAGAGCAUGGUCGGGCGAAUCAUCGGCCGGGGGGGGGAGACGAUUAAGUCGUUGCAAGCGACGAGCGGGGCGCACGUGGCGAUCGACCAGAGCGGGGCGGAUGGGGAGCCGAAGCGGGUGACGAUUUCGGGAACGCGCAAGAGCGUGGACGCCGCGAGCGAGCUCGUGGAAAAUUUAUUGCUCGGUACGGGAGCGAUGGGUGGGAUGUUAGUGAUCCCGGGACAGAUCACGCGAAGCAUCGAGUGCCCGAAGGAGCGCGUGGGGAAGAUCAUCGGACGCGGCGGGGAGACGAUUCGCGGAAUACAAGCGGCGACGGGCGCGAGACUGCAGAUCGAUCAGACGCGACAGCCGUGCGUGGUGAUGAUGGCUGGUGCCGAGGCGUGCGUGGACGCGUGCACACAGGUGGUGAACGAGAUCUUAGAGGGGGGAUCCACGGCGGUGUUUAACGAGAUCGCGCGCGGGGGUCAAGGUUUUGGAUACGCCUCGAGCGCGAACGCCGCUCCGUACGCGAGCGCCGGUUGGACGCAGACCGCUUCGACGGCGUACGCACAGCAGGAUGUCGCGGCGUACGCGCAGCAGCAAGCGAUGUACGCCCAGAUGUACGCCGCGUACAGUGCCCAGAGCCAACCGCAAAUCUCCAAGGAGCAAUACGAAGCCAUCGCGCGAAACCCGUGGCGCGCUCUGGACGACGGCAAGGGCAACACCUACUACUACAACGCCCUCACCGGCGUCUCCCAGUGGGACAAACCCGAUGAUUUCAAAGCGUAA